UCCACCCACAGCGUAAUUCUCCCAUGAUUCUUUGCAAAUAAUAACUAGCCGUCAGCCGAGACUUUCCGAUCGGCUGGUUGUCGGCUGUCGUAGUACAUAGUUCGCGGUGAGGAAAAGACUUGCGGCGGCGCCUGAGCUUGUGCACUGGUUACUCCAUUAAUCUUAUGAUCUUUUACGUCUGACGACCUGACCCAUCGGCUCGAAUUUUGAUUUCACAGUCAUGUCAACCACUGGACCCACACACAAACACCGUUACAAAAAUGUAGGAUUAGAUUCACAAGAAUUGCGAAGACGGAGAGAAGAGGAGGGAGUUCAAUUAAGAAAACAGCAACGUGAGCAGCAAUUUUCAAAACGCCGCAAUGUUCCGAACAUUGUCGGAGAUGAGGAUAAUGUUACAUCAUCUACGGAUGACUAUUCACUUCCCACAGCACAAUCGCAGUCUCCUGGCAUUAUCACGUCCGAAAUGGUGGAUGCAUUGUAUAGUCCAAAUAUACAAGAUCAGUUGGCAGCAACGCAGAAAUUUAGAAAGUUAUUAUCAAGAGAGCCAAAUCCCCCUAUAGAUGAAGUCAUACAAACGGGUAUUGUACCCCAGUUUGUUGAAUUUCUUAAAAAUAAUACGAACUGUACUUUGCAGUUUGAAGCCGCUUGGGCUCUGACAAAUAUAGCAAGUGGAACAUCUCAGCAAACGCGUAUUGUCAUAGAUGCAGGAGCUGUCCCCACUUUUAUAUCUUUACUUAGUUCUGAAUAUGAAGAUGUGCAGGAGCAAGCUGUCUGGGCAUUGGGCAAUAUUGCAGGAGAUAGUCCUGAAUGCAGAGAUCAUGUUUUAGCCAACGGUAUUCUCACUCCACUUCUACAAUUAUUAUCAAAGGCUACAAGACUUUCUAUGAUCCGUAAUGCGGUAUGGGCAUUGUCAAAUCUUUGUCGAGGAAAAAAUCCGGCACCAGCUUUCGCGAAGGUCGCUCCGUGUCUGCCGGUGCUAGCCCAUCUUCUUAAUCAUACCGAUUACGAUGUGCUUGCUGAUGCUUGUUGGGCGCUUUCAUAUCUGAGCGACGGUCCAAAUGAUAAGAUACAAGCUGUUAUUGAUGCUGGUGUCUGUAGACGUCUUGUAGAACUUCUUAUGCAUGAGCAAAAUAAUGUAGUAAGCGCAGCUCUUCGUGCUGUAGGAAAUAUAGUGACCGGUGAUGAUGUGCAAACUCAAGUUGUAUUGAAUUGCUCAGCAUUACCAUGUCUUUUACAUCUUUUAAGCUCGCCACGAGAUAGCGUUCGUAAAGAAGCCUGUUGGACAGUAUCUAACAUCACCGCUGGCAACCCACAGCAAAUACAAGCGGUGAUUGAUGCCAACAUAUUCCCCGUUUUAAUCGAGAUUUUGGGUAAAGCUGAAUUCAAAACACGCAAAGAAGCAGCAUGGGCAAUUACAAACGCAACUAGCGGCGGAACACCCGACCAAAUACGUUAUCUCGCGAUGCAAGGAUGUAUUCCUCCGUUAUGUGACUUACUCACGGUCAUGGAUACGAAGAUCGUUCAAGUCGCUCUAAAUGGUUUAGAAAAUAUUUUACGUCUCGGAGAACAAGACGCACCAAUGCACAAUAGUCUUAAUCCUUAUGCUGUUCUUAUCGAACAAUGUUAUGGCCUAGAUAAAAUAGAGUUUUUGCAAUCUCAUCAAAACAUGGAUAUCUAUCAGAAGGCCUUCGACAUUAUCGAACGAUUCUUUGGAUCUGAGGAAGAAGAUACCAGACUCGUACCCUCAAUCGAUUCGCAAGGGCAGGAAUAUCAAUUUACCCCGUCAGAUUCUUCCCAGCUACCAGUACAAGGCUUUGAAUUUUAAUCAACUGUCUUUACGACACUUCUCCGCAUACAACUUGUUUCGUUAAAUGUUAACGAUUUGUUUUACAAGGGAUUCCAGUAUCCCUAAAAAAAAAAUUUAUAUCGACACGAAAUAUGGUUUCACAUAUUUGCCCGUACGACUUGAGUCUUUAUGUUUGUAUUAGAAAUACUACAAUAAUGACCCAAAGUUCGGUUUUCAUAUUAUUAUUAUUAUUAUUAUUAUUAUUAUUAUUAUUAUUAUUAUUAAAAGCAAUGAUAUCUUUAUACGAUUAUUUUCUUUUUUUUUUUCUUGAUAAUUUAGAUAAAUCAUAACACACAACGGCAACACGGACACGCAUAUAUGUGUUACAAUCCAAUUUAAAAAAAAAAAAAACUAAUUUGAUUUUGAACCUGCAUAAAAUUGCGACGCAAUUUUGUCCACCAAAGACAAAAUUGUCGAAACAAUUUUUGCGUUGAGAAAACAAUUUGCAAAACUCCCGUGCUCUCGCAUGUAUUUAGUUACGGGACGGGAUUGAUGUAUCAGACAUUCGACGUCUAAAUGGCUUAACUAGAAGUGGAGACAUUGAUUAAAAUACUUUUUCGAAGAUCGGAAUCAUACCUCAAUUGACGUAUGACUGACACAGAAUUACACACAAAAAAAAAAAAAGUUAACUUGCGUCACUCGCAAGAUGACUAAAACUGAACGACUGAAGUACGCGACUACGUAGCCAACACGGACAGCAUUACGCAACGCGGUACUCAUCUCCUUAAUAUACUAGAUAGAAACAUGACCAAUUAAACUUUUUUACUGUAAAUACGUAUCUCGUAAUUUUAAGGCUAUUCUAUACAGAGUGCCCUUAAGAAGCGAAGCAAUAGUCGUAUAUGGCUAUCGAAACAACAAGUUGUAGUCGGAAAACAUUGAUUGAGAUGUGUUAGUUUUGUAAACCCGUAAAAAGAAAAAACAACACAUUUAUUUUGCAUCUCGAGAUACGUAAGAAAAUUUACGCUUCGAUUCUUUUGCGUUAUGAUAUAAUCGUGACAGAUUGCGACUAGUUAUUAUAUUCAUGUUUUUGUUAAUCUAGCAUCGUAACAAGUUCAAUUUCCUAGUUGUUCUUAAUUAUAAACAUUUGCAGAUCUAUUAAAUAAAUGAUUUUUAUCUAUAGUUCUAUAAACUGAAUUUUUAUAAGAUUUGCAGAUAUAUUUUUUUUUAACUCCCUUUACACACAGAAGUGACGGAAAAAAAAGAAAACAAAAACGAAAUGAUAUUGAGAUUGUACAGCAUGUUAUCAUAGACAUUUUGGACAUUCUGUAUAAAAAGUCUGUGAAUGUAUAUAUAAAAAUGUAUUUAUUAUUUAAGUUGAUGAUAUCAUAUUGUUUACGCAAACUAUAUAUAUAUAUACAUAUAUAUAUAUAUAUAUACACUAUUUACUUUUAGUUACCGAUUUGAAUGAUUACGACGGAGAACGACUGUACCAUGACUCAUUAGUUGAGACCUUUUGCCAAUAUGUUACUUAACAAGACACACACUGUAAGUUCUUAUUGCCAAUUUAUAAAGUGCUUAUCAAAUAAUGUACAACAUACUGAGACAUCCUUCGGAUCAAAAUUUGCUUUCUCUCCCCGUUAUAAAUUAAUAUAUAAAUUAAUUAUUUAAAGAGACGAUUUUGGUCUGACUCAAUACUUCAAUCAAAACAGUUUAUUUUUACACUAACUAAUGAUGAUGAUAAAAGAUUCUAUUUUUAUUUAAAAAAAUUAAUUACGUGUAUAAUUGAGUUUUUACAAUUUGGUUUUUGUAUUGAGAGAUGAAUAUUUUAUGUGAUAAAUUCGAUAUUUGCAAACUUUUAAUAUGUGAGUAAUGAAAAUUGCCUGUAAAAAGAAUCCAACACAAUCUUGUAUAUAAAUCGUCCGCACUUUAUAAAGUAUGAUGUAAAGUGUAUAUAAAAUGAGUUUUCUAUAGAUAUAUAUACUUUAAUAUAUGUAUUUAUAGAUCAUUUAAUAAAUAUCCAAUUCACUCUGUCGAAUAAGAAGAUAUAAAAAAAAACCUAAAUUUUAAUAGACAUUCUAAUAGACAUUUUAACAGACAAAAUGUUUUAUUAAUGAGAAUUGCAAGUGAGAGAGAUCUUGUAAAUUGGCAAUAAGUAGAACGCAAUACUCGACAUUUAUACUUACUUAAAUCACCACACGGACCGCUAACUCUGACGUAUUAUUAAAGUAAAAAAAAAGAAAAACAAAAAAACUCGAAUAUCAUAUACAUACAUAAAUUAAUUCUUAUGUAUUUUAUUUUGAAGUUGAAAAACAAGAAAAUACCACUUGAAGAUAUGCGUGAAAUCGCUAGAUACAUCAGUGUAUCAUUAUAUUUUUCGAACAUAGAAAUAUGAGAAAUUGCGAUUAAGGUUCACUAAAAAAAAAAAA
Molecule: messenger RNA, 4212 nt
Organism: Pseudomyrmex gracilis
Lineage: Eukaryota; Metazoa; Arthropoda; Insecta; Hymenoptera; Formicidae
Gene: Kap-alpha1
Product: importin subunit alpha-7
Exons: 8
Coding region: 221-1825 (534 amino acids)
Biological process (GO): NLS-bearing protein import into nucleus
Cellular component (GO): nucleus; nucleoplasm; cytoplasm
Molecular function (GO): nuclear import signal receptor activity; protein binding
Source: RefSeq, a predicted model, not a curated record